CUCUUGUACAAGACGGACGCCACGUGCAGCUCCAGUCGACCUACAUAAGAAAGUAUUCUGAAGGGGUAAGUGCUUGUGGCUCACCUGGUAGUGGAGGCUAGCGUGUUGGCAACACAACGGACGCGGACUGACUGCCAGGCAAAUAAAGACUUCUUAUGUUAAUGUUAACAGGCAAUGUUAAAGGAGCCAGUUAACGUAGCAUUCCCAUUCCUUGUAGACGUGUGAUGUGGACUCCUACCAGGGUCAGGAUGCAUCAGUCACGAAACCUAUUUGUGAAAUCCGUGAUGCCUAGGUUGCUUCUGGCAGCCGUCUGUCUCCUCACACUACUGGGACCAGGAGAGGGCCUGGUGUGCUAUGUGUGCCUGCCGGACGUGGCGGGGGCGCUGGCCAGCCGGGACGCAGCCGUCCUCUGGAUAGCCAACAUAUCGCGGACGUGGCCAGGCGUGACCCAGAGUGACCUCGGCGCCUGCAGCGAUUUCGCCAAAACAGACACUUUCCAGAAGAGUUGUAACUACGGCAUUGAGUUCACCGCCUGCAUCACCGCGUACAACAGUGACUGGACGGCUCGCACCUGCGGCAGGCUGCCUAAUGGGGUACAGGACGGGGACUGCCAGACCAACAAAGACGUCACUGUCUGCUACAACACGCAGGACUUUUCCAACCUGCAAGUCGGCAACGGGGCUCCUUUACCAGGCGUCCAGUCACUGCUGGUGCUGUUGUCGGCGCUGGUGCCGGCGCUGGUGCCGGCGCUGGUGUCGGCGCUGGUGUCCGCCUUCACUCCCGCCUGCUGAGCACUCACAUACGUAAGUCAGGAGCGUGCUAGUGUGACGUCUCACCGCCUCAAGCUGGACCUGAAAUCCGCCCUGUGUAUCACCGCGUGUUUAUAGCUUUAAUAAAGACAAAUAUUUCACCCACCACCA
Procambarus clarkii (red swamp crayfish) is the source of this 920-nucleotide messenger RNA. RefSeq lists its product as uncharacterized. The record is from RefSeq and is a predicted model, not a curated record. Lineage: Eukaryota; Metazoa; Arthropoda; Malacostraca; Decapoda; Cambaridae.